This is a messenger RNA of Daucus carota subsp. sativus, 782 nucleotides long. Its product is annotated as LOB domain-containing protein 12. Bases 53 to 589 code for a protein of 178 amino acids. NCBI's taxonomy places the organism in Eukaryota, Viridiplantae, Streptophyta, Magnoliopsida, Apiales, Apiaceae. The transcript has 2 exons. The record is from RefSeq and is a predicted model, not a curated record.
GCAUUACUCUCACAUUCUCAACAUUAUUUUCUCCACUUAACAUAUCAAAAAAAUGGGAACAGGACACUCUCCUUGCGCCUCCUGCAAGCUGCUCCGGCGGCGAUGCACCAAGGACUGCACUUUCGCUCCGUACUUCCCUUCCGAUGAUCCCCAUAAGUUCGCCAUUGUUCACAAAGUGUUUGGUGCUAGCAACAUUAGCAAGAUGUUGCAGGAGCUUCCGAUUCAUCAGAGAGCAGAUGCAGUAAGCAGUCUGGUUUACGAAGCCAACGCAAGGGUCCGAGACCCGGUCUACGGAUGCGUAGGAGCGAUAUCAUACCUGCAAAACCAGGUGUCUCAGCUUCAAAUGCAGCUGGCAGUGGCUCAGACCGAGAUGCUCUGCAUCCAAAUGCAACAAGAGCAGCCUCCCCUGCUACCACCUUCCAUGGAACCCAUCAGCGCUCAUGAUCUUAUCGGCGACGACAAAUCGAGUUUUUACAGCAAUAACAUGAUGCCUCAGUAUCUCAACUACUCAUCCUCGAAUUCUACCAAUGUAAUCCAUGAUUCUCUCAAGAGAGAGUCUUUCUUUGGGCAUGACAUGCAUGUUUCUUAAUUAAUUUAAUUUAUCUAUGCUUCAAUGUUGUUAAUGACUACUUAAUUAUCAAAUUCAUUGUUUUUUCCACAGAGCAAAUAUGCAAAUAAAGUCGCGCGUUAUGUAUUAGUUUAAGACUUGUGUCUUAAGCACAUGACUCACACAUCUGAUAAAUGCAGUAUCUAAACGGAUACUCCCUCCGUCUUCUUUUAUA